GAGGGCAGAGAUUGUCUUAGAUGUAUUUCUGGCAAUAAGAACACUGUGUUUUAAUUCUUCCUCUUUACUUUGCUGGUACUUGGUGUGCCAUUAGAUUUUGUUUUAUGGUAAUCCAAAGAAAACUUUCCAAGAAUUGAAAAAAUGAAAUAGCAAGUUAAUAUGUAGAAAAUUGAUUCAAAUGUGGCCAGUGAUGUUGUGGCCAAACAUUUGAGUCUUUAGAUGAUUAGAAUUUAAGUUCUUCAUCCUUUGAAACAUGAACCACUUAGAGAUACCUGAAGAUGUAGACAUAAAUAUUAAGAAGAUGCUGUUUCGCUAAUUGCUUUUAAAUUUCUUUCUACAUUUGUUGCUUUACUGCUGCAGUUCACUGAAUUACUGUUUUAAAUUGCGUUUUCCUUUCUGCAUUUUCUGAAAGGAUUCUUUUGUUGUUUCAUUUUAUAUGCUCAUGUCAUCCAAAACAUGUUUACAACCUGAUCUCUGACCACAGAAUUUGCUACCUUUGUGACCUCAUCAAGAUUUUACCUUGCACUCAAUGCCUGUGAAACAGUCACUUCAUUAAAAAUUCACAAAAUUCAAAUGCUUUAUUUGCUGCUUGCUUCCAUGCUUUAGGUCAUUCUGGAGGAUGUGUGGCAAUGCGAGGGCAGGACCCUGUUGGUUAUUGGGAGGUAAAAAGCUGUAAGAACUUCAAAGCAAUGUCAUUGUGCAAGCAAAAAGUGAAUUCUUAUGAAGAACCUGAACUUACUUUUCAAAGACAUUUGAGUUCCUGCUACUUUGGAUGGGAGUCAGAAGGCAAUCUACUCAACUGCUACAAGAUAUUUCACAGAGAGAAGGUUCUGAUGAAAAGAACGUGGAGUGAAGCAGAAGCAUUAUGUCAAGAUUUUGGAGCACAUCUUGCCAGUUUUUCCCAUGUCUAUGAAGAGACUUUUUUAAACAAUUUAUUAUAUACAAUUUUUGAUAGGACAGAAGAGAGACAGUUCUGGAUUGGAUUUAAUAAAAGAAACCCAUUUUCUGGAGGGACGUGGCAGUGGUCCGACAGAACACCUGUAAGUACCUGUAUACUGUGUAUUUCAGAAACUUCUCAAGUUUAAGUUCCCAAAAAUAAG
Molecule: messenger RNA, 1100 nt
Organism: Meleagris gallopavo (turkey)
Lineage: Eukaryota; Metazoa; Chordata; Aves; Galliformes; Phasianidae
Source: RefSeq, a predicted model, not a curated record